CACCUCUGCAAGCUGAGCCUCAUGGGCAAGUGCCGCCGCGCGGCCAGCGCUUGUAACUACUGCCAUGACAUCAACACGGCUGAGAACAAAAAAAUCCUAAAGACCCAUGAGCUGUCUGGUCUCAAUGAGAAUGAGCUGAAAGUACUGCUUCUCCAAAAUGAUCCUUUCCUUCUCCCUGAUGUAUGCCAAUUUUACAACCAAGGGAAAGACACCUGCACCCAGCAAAACAACUGCAACAAGCUUCAUAUUUGCCGACACUUCCUCCGAGGGGAAUGUAGAUUUCUUCAGUGCAAGAGAUCCCACAGCCUCCUGAAUGCCCAUGAAUUGUCUAUAUUGAAAACUGGUGGGAUUGAUUUCAACACAGCUUUGAACUUCCAGACUAUAUGUGAUCACAAGCAUGUGGAAUUCAACGAGGAACUGAAGAAGGCGAAAAUAAGUUUCCUGUUCAUUCAGCCUUCUCUUGCAGGUCCCCGGAGCAGUGCACGUGGUCAGAACCAACACCAGCAGCCUACAGGAGGGGAAAAUAGUGAUGAAGAUAAAAAAGAUGAUUCCUCUGCUAAAGAUUCAAAGGACAAUAAAAUAGACAAGUGUGAUGAGAUAUGCUUGUUCUACGUCUGGAAAUACUGCAAAAAUAAAGAUAAAUGCAAACAGGUUCAUUACCAUUUGCCAUAUCGAUGGCAGGUAUAUAAUGGGAUCACCUGGAAUGAUCUUUCCAUGAUGGAGGAAAUCGAAAAAGCCUAUUGUGACCCCAAAAACAGCAGAAUAGCAGAUAAGAAUAUUAAUUUUGAGAUGAUGACUUGCGGUACUUCUUCACUUCGACGCCUUUCUACACCGUCAUCUGUGACAAAACCCACAUUUGCAUUGACCACACAGUGGAUUUGGUAUUGGAAAGAUGAUCGAGGCCAAUGGAGUGAAUAUGGAAAACAAGGAGAAGGGGGUGAGAUGACAUCACCAGCCUCUGAUAGUCUUGAGAAUUUAUAUCUAGCCGAUCAAGAUGCCACUAUACCUUUCCAGGCUGGUUGGCAUCAUUACGAGAUCAAUUUUAAAGAAAUGACCCAGACAAAUGUCCACUUCGGAGCUAAAAGAAAGGUCUGCAGACGUCCAAAGUUUGUGUCUUCUGAAGAUGUGGAGAAGAUUAAGAAAGGACAAAGGGAUUCUUCUAUUCCAAAUCAAACAUGUCCUGUCCACUGGGAUCAAUCUGCACUGCCUGAGUUGGGAUAUAAGGCAGUGGAGCUCACUAGUACAUCCUCUGAAUACAAGUUAAUACAGAAGAUGUUUGAGAAGACUAUGAAAAGACACUCUGUCCAUAGGAUAAGUAGGAUCCAGAAUCCAUCCCUCUGGAAGGUUUUUCAGUGGCAAAAGGAGCAGAUGAAGAAGGAAAAUGGAGGGAAGGAGGUAGAGGAAAGGCUCCUGUUCCACGGUGCCAAGAUCUCUUUCCUGGAAGUUAUCUGCAAUCAAAACUUUGACUGGAGGAUUUGUGGAAGCAAUGGAACAACCUACGGAAAGGCCGUAAUGUUUGUGGCUCGUGUAUUGGUUGGAGAUUUUGUUGAAGGCAAUGCAAGCUAUGUUCGUCCCCCAAGCAAAUCUGCUAGUAUGCUUCGGUUUUACGACAGCUGUGUGGACAACAAGUUAAAUCCCUCCAUUUUUGUUGUCUUUGAAAAAAAACAGAUUUACCCAGAAUAUCUCAUAGAGUAUAAGGAGGCAGAAAAGAAAUGUAUUGUGUCUUAGAGAAGGAUGAGAGCAGGCUGUAUCCCUCAUCUUAUUCUCCCUUUUACU
Messenger RNA from Tinamus guttatus (white-throated tinamou), 1776 nucleotides. The record is from RefSeq and is a predicted model, not a curated record. NCBI's taxonomy places the organism in Eukaryota, Metazoa, Chordata, Aves, Tinamiformes, Tinamidae.